AUGCUGAAAGAAAAAGAACGAAUAUAUCUGAUAAUUGAUGCAUCCGGAUUCACCUUCAUCGACUAUACCGGCGUCGAAAGUCUGAAGAAUUUAUCGAGCGAUUUGAGGAAACACAAUAUAGUAGUGAUGGUGGCUGCGUCCAAAGCAGCAGCACGGUCGCUGUUUGCUCGGUGCAAUAUCUACAAUACUAUACCGGCUAAGAAUUUCUUUCCGUCCGUUCACGAUGCUGUGUUAUUUGCCAAGGCCAAGCAGCUGGAGGCCAGAAAUUCUGAAAAAGAAGGGCAAUUUGGAUGGCUUUGA
Messenger RNA from Gongylonema pulchrum, 300 nucleotides. Lineage: Eukaryota; Metazoa; Nematoda; Chromadorea; Rhabditida; Gongylonematidae. The record is from the annotation of a GenBank genome assembly.